GAUGCCAGAGGACAUCGUCCACUUCAACCUGGGCAAAAAGCAGCUCCCACCCGAAGACCUCCUCCACCUCCUGUAAGUGGAGGUGGCUACAGACCACGUCCCACCAAGCCUCCAGCAAAAGGACAGAAGAAGGAAGCCAUCGUAUAUCCUGAUGAAGGAGGCUGUAAACAUGCUUAUGAAGAAUUGGGAGUAUUAUGUCCAACUGGUUGUGAACUUCGGAAUGCAAUUCUGAAACAAGAGAAGACAGUGAAAGAUGCCCUGACUGCAGUACGUCCCAAAGUGGAAUCACUUUCACACUCUUCAACAAAUAUCUACAAGUAUGCUUCACUACUUGGAGACAAAGUGAAGGAAAGACAGGAGAACAAUCAAAAUAAUCAGAAUGUUAUAAAUGAAUACAGUGUAGAUCUUGAGGAGCAGUACACUUACAUCAAAGAAAAUCUGGACAACAACAUCCCAUCCAACCUUCGUAUUCUCCGCCAGGUGUUGGAAAACCUGCGUUCUAAAAUCCAGAAACUGGAAGCCACUAUAUCCACCCAGGUUGAAAACUGCAAGUCUCCAUGUGCUUCAUCAUGCAAUAUUCCAGUGGUAUCUGGCAAAGAGUGCGAAGAAAUCUACAGAAAGGGUGGAGAGACAUCAGAGAUGUACCUCAUUCAACCAGAUGGAAUGUUCCGACCAUUCAAGGUUUAUUGUGACAUGACCACACAAGAUGGCGGAUGGACUAUGAUCCAGAAUAGACAAGAUGGCAGUGUUGGUUUUGGUAGAACAUGGGAUGUCUACAAGAGUGGAUUUGGAAAUAUUGCUCGUGAUGGCGGAAAAGGAAUCUGUGACAUGCCAGGUGAAUUCUGGCUGGGUAAUGACAAGAUUAGCCAGCUUACUAAUAUUGGACCCACUGAAGCUUUAAUUGAAAUGGAAGACUGGAAAGGCCAAAAAGUAUUUGCUCAAUACACCGCUUUCACUGUACAAAAUGAGGCAAAUAAAUAUCAGCUUUCUGUCAGUGGCUACAAAGGAAAUGCAGGCAAUGCACUUCUAGAAGGGGCAUCACAACUGAAAGGAGAAAACAAAACCAUGACAAUACACAAUGGCAUGUACUUCAGCACAUAUGACAGAGACAACGAUGGAUGGUUAACUGCAGAUCCCAACAAACAGUGUUCUAAAGAAGAUGGUGGUGGAUGGUGGUACAAUAGAUGCCACUCCGCUAACCCCAAUGGCAGAUAUUACUGGGGUGGUCAUUACACAUUUGAUAUGACAAAACAUGGAACAGAUGAUGGUGUGGUAUGGAUGAACUGGUUGGGUUCUUGGUACUCAAUGAAGAGGAUGAGCAUGAAGAUCAGACCAUUCUUCAGUUAA
Messenger RNA from Staurois parvus, 1347 nucleotides. Lineage: Eukaryota; Metazoa; Chordata; Amphibia; Anura; Ranidae. The record is from the annotation of a GenBank genome assembly.